UUACACAGUAGUGGGCUUUUUUUGAAUUUAAAAUCUAUUUUCGUACCAUUUCCAAAAUAAUUUAACUCUGUCGAUUGUCGGAUCGUGAUAUAAUUAUAAUUAAACUAAAUUAACACUUACAUUAAUUAUUAAUAAUGUGGUUAAAUUUAUAAACAAAGUGAUAAUUUUUCUUGUUUCUUGGUGACCGGUGUGCAUAUUAUCGUAUAAAAUGAUAUUUUUAAUCUUAAGUACUAUAUUUAGCGUCGUGUUUGCGUACCAAAAAGACAUGACAUUCACUGUUCAAGCCGGCAAAACGGAUUGUUUUUAUCAGAACGUCUUAGUUGAUGAUAUAAUUGAUAUGGAAUAUCAGGUAAUAGAUUCUACACAUGGGGAGUUAGACAUAUCCUUCCAACUGUCAGAUCCUACGGGCAGAAGCAUCGUGGCCGACUACAAAAAGCAGGAUAAUGCACACAGACACACCUCCACAUUGGAGGGUGACUACAAGUUUUGCUUUGAUAACACUUUCAGCACAUUCAGUGAAAAGACUGUAUACUUUGAUCUCCUUAUUGAUAAUGAUGAAAAUCAGGACAAGGACUAUGAUGACGACAAGGAACUGGAGAUGGGUGGGAGCUCGGCGGACGUGUACAUGAUGCGCGUGCGCGACAUAUCGGAGGCGGUGGGGCGGAUGCGCGAGCACGUGGCGGCGGCGCGGCGCCUGCAGGACCUGCUGUCCGCGCACGAGGCCCGCGACAGGAACCUCGCCGAGGAGAUGUGCUCCAGGGUUAUGAACUGGUCAAUCUGGCAGAUCAUUAUGAUGAUAGUCGUCAGCAUUAUUCAGGUAUAUGUGCUCAGAAGUCUUUUUGAAGAUCAAAACAGCAGAAGCUAUAGAAAGCUCAUUCCGAACUUCAUGCCCCAAUGAUACUCGGAGCCUGCGUAUAGGUAGUCAAUAGUAUGAGUAUUUUGUACAGAAAACUAUUUUUUUUACAAUUUUGUGAGAAAAAUC
This is a messenger RNA of Aricia agestis (brown argus), 982 nucleotides long. RefSeq names its product transmembrane emp24 domain-containing protein 5-like. The coding region runs from base 209 to 898 and encodes 229 amino acids. The transcript has 6 exons. Lineage: Eukaryota; Metazoa; Arthropoda; Insecta; Lepidoptera; Lycaenidae. Gene Ontology annotation, cellular component: endoplasmic reticulum-Golgi intermediate compartment; endoplasmic reticulum; Golgi apparatus. The record is from RefSeq and is a predicted model, not a curated record. Gene Ontology annotation, biological process: endoplasmic reticulum to Golgi vesicle-mediated transport; Golgi organization; intracellular protein transport.